GGGUCCGGCUUCGCCUCCGUGGUGGUCGGGAGCUUCGCAAGGAACCUGGUGAUUGGAUUCUACUCCAGGGAGUCCGCCGGAGAAUUGGGCAAUCGGACGGCUGGAGUUUCAGGGUUGGAUUCGGAGUCGCCGGCGGUACCGGAAUGGGUCCGGUUGAUUUGCGACGACAAGUGCCGGGAGCUGAUUGCCGAUAGUAUUCAGGGGUUUGUAAGCACGGCGGUGACGGUAUACCUUGAGAAGACGAUGGCGAUCAACGCUUAUGAGGAGAUCUUCUCCGCCCUCACCAAUCCGAAGCAUGAGGCCAAGGUGAAGGAUGUCUUGGUCUCUGUUUGCAAUGGCGCCGUGGAAUCUCUAGUCAAAACUUCGCAUCAGGUGAUGACCACCUCGAGCUCGAACUCCAGCUUAAGCUCCACUGUGGCCGGUGUGGAAGCUGUUGGCCAAAAAGACGAAGUCUUUAGCGAAAAACAUAGGAGAUCCUCGUCGGAUAAGAAGCUAAAGGGUGGUAGUGGGUGGGUCGACCAUGUUUCAUCCACAUUGGCAGUUCCGAGCAAUAGGAGAUUUGUUCUCGAUGUCACGGGAAGAGUGACAUUUGAGACUGUGAGGUCUUUUCUUGAAUUCCUGUUGUUGAAGCUCUACAAUGGAGCGAGGAGCGGUGUCAAUGUUGUCCGUGAAGAGGUGGUGGAGAUGGGUGUGGAAGUAGUGAGGUAUGUCAGUGCCAAGUCCAUGGCAAUAUUUACAAUGUGUGUGGCGUUGUGCUUGCAUGUGUCGAUCGGUACGAGGCUUUUGAUGCCAGUUUAAGAGGGAUGUGAUUGUUUUGCCAAGUGAGCUCUAGUUGUUGCAGUAUGUAAGAAUUCUUUCUCUUAUUGCUUCAAGUAGGCUACAAUUCCAUUCUGCAGGGAGGAAAGAAAAUUCAGUUUAUUGAGGUUAGUGAUAAAUAUCAUUAUAAAAAAAAAUCUAGUGGUCCACUUGUUGAUGCACAGAUAUAUUGAAUACUCUAAAAUUUUAUGAUAGUUCUGGUCCUGAUCAUAAUAGUGUUCGUUGGGUUUUGUGGGAGGAAGGGACUGAUGUUGUUUACCUGAAAUGGGACCCUGUAUUUGUAAAUAGGCAUAUAACUGACAAAUUUUAAGGGGACCUAGCAAAAGAAGAAUUGUGCUUGAGGAGUUUCAUGAAGUUUGAUAAUACACUAUGUAUUGAACUUGGAAAGUUACUUACUAUUUGCCUUUCAUUUUUCCAAUAA
Elaeis guineensis (African oil palm) is the source of this 1237-nucleotide messenger RNA. Its product is annotated as protein PHLOEM PROTEIN 2-LIKE A10. The record is from RefSeq and is a predicted model, not a curated record. Lineage: Eukaryota; Viridiplantae; Streptophyta; Magnoliopsida; Arecales; Arecaceae.